AUGAGUGGAGACUCAGAUGGGAAUCGUGAAUUUCAUGAGCAGCUUCGUCUGCAGGAACUGUACGCAGAGACGGAUGAUGGAGAUGAUCCGUACACUUUUGUCGACCCUGAGGACGGUACCGUCUACGACUGGGACCACGACAAGAAAGCCUGGUUUCCUAAGAUAACAGAGGACUUCAUUGCUGCAUAUCAGGCCAAUUAUGGCUUCACUGAAGAUGGAGCUUCUGCAGCAACAGAAGAACCUCAGCCUGAGAAGCCUAAAGAUAAGGAGAAGGAGGAGAAGAAGGAGGAGGAAGGUACAGAGUCAGGAACCACUAAAGAGGAAAAGAUGAAAGGAGAGAAGAGGAAAGCAGAACCAGGCUGGUUCGAUAUCGAGAAAGACAAAAACACAAAUGUUUACAUUACAGGUCUCCCUCCUGAUAUCACUCCUGAUGAGUUUGUGGAGUUGAUGUCUAGAUGUGGAAUAAUAAUGAGAGACCCGCUGACAGAGGAGUAUAAAAUCAAAUUAUAUAAAGACAGUGAUGGGAAUUUGAAAGGGGACGGACUCUGCUGUUACCUAAAGAAAGAGUCAGUAGGUCUGGCUGAGCGUCUGUUAGAUGAAUAUGAGAUACGAGGAUAUCGACUGCAUGUGGAAGCGGCUCGCUUUGAGCUGAAAGGCCAGUACGAUGCCAGCAAGAAGAAAAAGAAGAACAAAGAAUAUCGCAAAAAACUACAGCAGCAGCAGAAGCAGCUGGACUGGAGACCUGAGAAGCAAGGAGAUGCACGUAAGAGGCAUGAACGAGUGGUGAUCAUCCGUAACAUGUUCCACCCCUCUGACUUCGAGGAGGAUCCGUUGGUGUUGAAUGAGUAUCGAGAUGAUCUGCGCUCUGAGUGUGAGAAGUUCGGGGAGGUGAAGAAGGUCCUCAUAUUUGAUAGACACCCUGAUGGCGUGGCCUCCGUGGCAUUUAAGGAGCCAGAGGAGGCAGAUGUGUGUGUGAACACACUGAAUGCACGCUGGUUUGGAGGCAGACAACUUUCAGCUGAACUGUGGGACGGAGUCACUGACUACCAGGUUGAAGAGACGGUGAGGGAGAGGGAGGAGAGGUUAAAAGGUUGGUCGGCUUUUCUCGGAGAUGAAAAGACACAAGAGGUAAAAUCAAAAGGAGGAGAUGAAACGACAGAAGUGGGACAGAAGGAAAAGGAAAAAGAGAAACCGGAAGAGAUGGAGGAAAAGAAUGAGAUGGAGGAGAAGAAAGAGAUGGAGGAAAAGAAAGAGAUGGAGGAAAAGAAAGAGAUGGGGGGAAAAAAAGAGAUGGAGGAAGCGACAGUUGAGUCCACAGACAGCAGUUUGGCCAGCAGUGAUGAUGAGUCUUAAAUGUGCUUGAGAGAGUGUGUGUGUGUGUGUGUGUGUGUGUGUGUGUGUGUGUGUGUGUGUGUGUAAUGUACAGUGUAAACUGUUUGUUAGUUUGAUUUUUCAGCUCUUGUGUGUAAACCUGCUGUUUUAUAACGAAAAUAAAAUGGUGCGACUGUG
Silurus meridionalis is the source of this 1509-nucleotide messenger RNA. It is a transcript of the gene htatsf1, whose product is annotated as HIV-1 Tat specific factor 1. Gene Ontology annotation, molecular function: RNA binding. The record is from RefSeq and is a predicted model, not a curated record. Lineage: Eukaryota; Metazoa; Chordata; Actinopteri; Siluriformes; Siluridae. Gene Ontology annotation, biological process: mRNA splicing, via spliceosome. Gene Ontology annotation, cellular component: U2-type spliceosomal complex; U2 snRNP.